AUGGUAGGCGGUUCCUCAGAGAGGUGUCACGAGCAUGGCGACCUCCUGGACUAUUUGUUCAGAAAUGUCCUCGGUCAAUUUUCAGGCACAAGUGUCUUCAAACACAUUGCAUGGCCAGGGUUAAUCGUGGCUCGUCACAUGCUACUGCGCAAACUCCCCUGCCAGGUUCUCCUUGCGAUCUCAAGUCUCUAUCGUGAUCUUGACGCCGGGCGGCAAGACCCUACCUCCGAGACGAUCGCGUUCAUGUUGGGAGGUAUACAGCUGCUCAAAGAGCAACUCCAGACACCUGACACUAUCGAUGGAGAUAGUAUCUUGACAAUGACUGGCUUGUGGAUGUAUGAAGCGGUACUGCGUUUCGAGAUUGUCGACUGGGUAUCCACACGGCCCACAACCACCAAUACUGAGUCGUCGUUGCAAAGCAUUCAAGCGCAUCUCGACGGACUGCGGCGGUCGAUCGCGCAUAUAGGUGGCUUGAAGUAUCUUCCACCAGAGGCAAUGUGGUCUGUGGCAUGGUGCGUGGCGAGCCUUCCCGGCUAUUGGACACUCGAUGCGAAAAUGACCGAAGACCAGUCGAUUAGCAGAGCUCGUUUGACUCCUGGCUCGCAGUGCUCUCUGACACGAUUGGUGGAUUUCCUGACGAGAAUAGAGCGACUUGCUUCGUCGACAGACUUUCAACCUAAUAUACUGCAAGAGACAUCGUUCAGCCUGAUGAGACGCUCCUUGCUGCGUUUGGUACAGAUGCCCACAAAUCAAAGAACAGUACUAAAACGCAUGAUGAGGUCGACUAGUAUGUUGUCGAUCAUGCUUUUCACCUUCGACGUACUCCUUGGAGGCAGCAAAGCACACAUACAACCACUCAGAGAGCGGCAAAGGGAGAUGAUGAGGCUUCAGGAUCGGCUAGACCAGCAUAACAUCGACCAGGAAGGCUCUCCACAACUGGCCUGGCAAAUCCUCAUGACAGAGAAAGAGACGCCGCAUGUCCAGCUUCAUCCACGAGCUUGGCCGAUUGUUGAAAUGGUCAACGAGGUCAAGCAUCUCAGUGUUGCAACGAUCGACUCAAUGUCAAAGCUGUUGAUAGAGUGGAUGUUCCCACGAGAUGCUGGGCAUGUCGCGGAUUUCAGAUACGAGAGGUUGUUGCUACAGAUACAUUAUGAGCUAGACGGCGUGGCGGGUGUAUUAUAA
Messenger RNA from Exophiala spinifera, 1182 nucleotides. RefSeq lists its product as uncharacterized. The record is from RefSeq and is a predicted model, not a curated record. The transcript is spliced from 3 exons. The coding region runs from base 1 to 1182 and encodes 393 amino acids. Lineage: Eukaryota; Fungi; Ascomycota; Eurotiomycetes; Chaetothyriales; Herpotrichiellaceae.